AUGGGCGACCCUUCAUCCCCUCCGUCUCACUCCCCUGAAGCCGCCGCCACCACGCCCACUCACCCUUCUUCUCGCAAAACCAAGGGCAAAGGUGGUCCAGACAACAACAAGUUUAGGUUUCGCGGGGUCAGGCAGCGAAGCUGGGGCAAAUGGGUGGCCGAGAUCCGUGAGCCCCGCAAGCGUACCCGCAAGUGGCUUGGCACUUUCGCCACCGCUGAAGACGCCGCCCGUGCCUACGACCGCGCCGCCCUCAUCCUUUACGGCUCCAGGGCUCAGCUCAACCUUCAGCCUUCUCUGCCUUCCUCUUCCUCCUCCGCUUCCUCCUCCUCUUCUCGUCCCUCCAGUUCUUCCUCCACUCAGACCCUCCGGCCCUUGCUCCCCCGUCCCCCCGCCGCCUCCGCCUUCUUGCCCUACGGCCUUUACAAUACGCAGUUUCUCUGCCCCGUCAACAACGCCCUGCAAGUGCAACAUCAUCCACAGAAAGUGGUGCAAUUAUAUGGGUCCCCGAAAUCGGAUGGUGGAAAUAAUACUAAUCUCGAUGACUCCACUGCAGCAGCAACCUCGUACCAGAACCAUAUUCAUGAUCAGCAUGCGUCCAAUCAGGAGCAGCAUGGUCUUAGUCACAGUCAGAGUGAUUGCAUGUACGAUGAUAUUAGUUCCUUGCUAGGAUCAGACUUGAUUUCUUCCCAGACUAUAAUAACGCCGCAGCGGGCGGCCACUCUGGAUCUGCCGGUAGCGGCGGGAGCAGUUAGCGUGGGAUCGCCGUCUAUGUGGUCGAUGACAAAUGAUGAAGAAGAGUACCCGCCUUGUCUUUGGGACUAUAAUAUUGAUCCUUUCUUCUUUGAUUUUUGA
This is a messenger RNA of Neltuma alba, 852 nucleotides long. Its product is annotated as ethylene-responsive transcription factor ABI4-like. The transcript has a single exon. NCBI's taxonomy places the organism in Eukaryota, Viridiplantae, Streptophyta, Magnoliopsida, Fabales, Fabaceae. The record is from RefSeq and is a predicted model, not a curated record. Gene Ontology annotation, cellular component: nucleus. Bases 1 to 852 code for a protein of 283 amino acids. Gene Ontology annotation, biological process: positive regulation of DNA-templated transcription; response to stress. Gene Ontology annotation, molecular function: DNA-binding transcription factor activity; transcription cis-regulatory region binding.